Molecule: messenger RNA, 919 nt
Organism: Uranotaenia lowii
Lineage: Eukaryota; Metazoa; Arthropoda; Insecta; Diptera; Culicidae
Product: trypsin-1-like
Exons: 1
Coding region: 24-827 (267 amino acids)
Biological process (GO): proteolysis
Molecular function (GO): serine-type endopeptidase activity
Source: RefSeq, a predicted model, not a curated record
GUAGCGUUCAACAGGCUACCGCAAUGAAAUCGAUACUUCUAAUUUGUGCGGUACUGGAAGCAUCACUGGGGGCUUCACCAUGGGCGAACUCUACCCAACGGAAAAUUCAUCCAUGGUGUGGCAAGCACCCCGCACGGAGACGCAUUGUGGGAGGUUUCCUUGUAACCCUUGAUAGUGUACCGUGGCAAGUUUCAUUUCUCUUUCAGAACACCUUGUGUGGAGGAUCCAUCAUCGGAGCUCGGUGGAUUCUGACGGCUGGUCACUGUUUUCCAAGUUCUGAAAAUCCCCAACUGACGGUUCGUGUCGGAAGUGAAAAUUAUAAAGAAGGUGGCCUUGAGGUCCCGGUUAAACGAUCCAUCCGACACGAAAAUUUUAACAGAUUAUUGGCAAUUGAUUGGGACUUCUGCCUAUUGGAAUUGGACCGUAAUCUAACCUUUACAGACACUAUCCGGCCCAUCGAACUGCCCAAACAGUGGGAGCCAGUUGAGAAUGACAUCAUGUGUACCAUUUCCGGUUGGGGUAGAACUAAGAAUAAAUAUGAUGAUAGAACGAAACUUCGAGCGGCACUUGUGCCCAUUAUGGAUCAGAGAGAAUGUGACCAACUGUAUGCAUACAAGGGUGGAUUAACUAGCCGGAUGAUCUGUGCCGGCUUCAGGGAAGGAGGAGUUGAUGCCUGCAAGGGAGACUCCGGGGGCCCGUUGGCAUGCGAAAAUAAACUGGUCGGAGUUGUAUCCUGGGGCUACGGAUGUGCCAAAGCAGGUUAUCCGGGAGUGUAUGGCCGGGUUGCGGCGGUGCGAGAUUGGAUCAGGGGGCAAACCCUCAUUUAAUCAAAUGGCCUGGCCAAGAAAUUGGCGUUUUUUUUUUAAUUUAUAACAAUUGUGCCUACUAGAAAAAAAAAAUCUUUUCUUCGAUUGGUCAA